AUGUUAGGGUGCUUUGAGAAAUUAGAGGAAAAGAGAAGUAAUGGAAACUUUAAAAUGCCGAAUUUUGCGACUACUUACUACGAGUUCUCUUUCGUUCAUCUCUGGGAAGAACUCCUAGCACAUAUUAUGAAUGCAUUUAGAAUUGAAGUCUUCAAAAAUAAAAUCUACGGUCAUUUACUUAAUCUUGAUCUAUAA
Molecule: messenger RNA, 195 nt
Organism: Cotesia congregata
Lineage: Eukaryota; Metazoa; Arthropoda; Insecta; Hymenoptera; Braconidae
Source: the annotation of a GenBank genome assembly